AUGGAAAAGGAAAAGGGAGUGGAGGUGCUUCCCAUGUUUGAUCGGUCUCUGAACACUGAGCUAGCCAAGGGCCAGAUCGGCUUCAUCGACUUUGUGUCCGCCAAGUUUUUCAAUACCCUUGUGUCGAUGCUAUGCCACGACAUGCAAUGGUGUGUAGACCGUAUUAACAGCAACCGUAAGUCAUGGAAUGCCCUUCUGGAAGCAAAAUAA
Messenger RNA from Phytomonas sp. Hart1, 210 nucleotides. The record is from the annotation of a GenBank genome assembly. Lineage: Eukaryota; Euglenozoa; Kinetoplastea; Trypanosomatida; Trypanosomatidae.